Messenger RNA from Gryllus bimaculatus (two-spotted cricket), 7251 nucleotides. The record is from the annotation of a GenBank genome assembly. Lineage: Eukaryota; Metazoa; Arthropoda; Insecta; Orthoptera; Gryllidae.
GGGGAUCAAGGUCAUCGUUCAAGAAAGUUGCGCGAGUAAUAACUGAACCAGCAAGUGACCAGAGAGAAUAUACGAGCUGACCAGAAGCUGUCGACAACAGCAAAGAAGGGAAUAGUUUGAGUGGAGAGAAGAGACUGACUUGCGGUAAAAAGUCCAUUGUUAUAAUUGCUUCUAGACAGCUCCAAUCUAGUUGUCAUCUCUGUUAAUUCGUGUGAAUGUGGCUGGGACCGAGUUCCGAAAUGAAAACCUAUACAUCUCAUAUGUGAAGUUGAACAAUUCAGUUGACAGAAUCGUGGUGCUUGCUGAUUGCCCAACUUCCAAACUUGGGAUUGACAAUAUUAUUCAUCUAAUUAUUUUGUGGAUAUAAUGUUUAUGUAUGGCGAUGUUUGAAGAGAAGAUUAUUAAGAAGGUGCCUGGAAAUGUGUACCCCAGUCCUAAGGAAAAACAAGGUUAUAUUGAAAAUUUAAAUUCUAAAACUAAAGUGGAAUUAUUAGAAUUAUUGGAAAGGCAAGAUAAACUGUUAUCUAAUAAGUCUUUUAUAAAAAAAUUACCUGAUCAAGGGAACAGAAUUAAGACUUUUCGAGAGCGUGUGCUUAAGGCUUUAGCAGAGAAAGAUCAAAUUGACCAAACUUGUGGACUUUUGUCUGGUCUUUCCCUCUCAAAAAGUAAUGUGGUAGAUGAAAUUGAGUGGACAGGGGAAUUAACUGGUGUUCUAAAUGAAAGCAGUGAUAUUAGCAGUGAUGAAGAUAUUAAUCCCUUGAAAAUUCUUGCAUCUCAUUCUGGUACAGGAAGAUUAAAGAAAAAGAUACACAGUUCUUCUGAUGAAGAUUUACAUAUUUGUGCUGUGUCUUGGAAAAAAGUGUUGGAUACUAUCGGAAAAGAUGGUUUCCGCGAAGGAGUAAGUGCAGGACAUGAAAAAACAUACCAAGAUGCAUUUGAUUUGGGUUAUAAACAAGGUCACAGUCUUGGUCGUCGAUUCGGAUUUCUUAAAGGUGCUCUUGAUGUUUUGAAAAUGUAUGAUUCAAAUUUUUCAACUUUCACUGAAGAUUCUUUUAGAGUUGAUAAAUUACAUAAAACAUGCAUUAGCUGUGGGGUGGAAAAGGAAAUUAAAAAAUUUAACCAAUUGCAUUCCAAAACAGAAGAUGAAAAUCCUUUGAAAAAUAAUGACUCCUUUUCUGGAAAUGAUUUAGCUGGAAGUUCUGAUAACUUUAAUAGUUCCCAGAAGUGCAAUGGGAAUAUGUCUGCUGAUCACAUGCGAUUGAAGGAACAAGUCAAAUUGGAAACAAAUAGAGAUACUUCUUUAAUAAGUGUUCCAGAAGAGGAUUCCAAUGAAGAGAAUUUGGAAACCAGCAUUAAGUCAUCGAAAGAAGAUACUACAGAAGUAAAGCCUUGUAAUGAUCUUUAUGCAAAGCAUUUAUGUGAAAAAGUUGAUAAGCCACCAUGCAAGAAAAGUGAGCCAUUUAAACCUCACUCCACUACAAAAUCUGGUGUGCAUCCUGGAUUAUUUGUUCCCAAGCAUCAAGGCCCACAUUGGGAGGUGACAGCAGCUACUCCACCCCCUCCUGUUCAUGGAGCAGUCAAACUUAUAACGCUUGAAGAAAGCUUACGGAUUCAGCAAUUACAGGCUGCCAAGCUAAAGACCAUACAGGCAAAGCAUGCAUCUGAGAAGUUAGCUAUAAAUUCCUUUGUGAAACUUGGUUCCAUUUUGCCUGACCUCUCAGCAAGAACCGAGUAUCGUGACACACAACAGGAAUAUGAUUCUUGCCACAGUUCUGACGCAGAAGAAAAUGAGGGGCAAAGUGAUGAGGAUGACAAGAGAGAUACAAUUGUUUAUACAUACACAGAGUAACCAUUCAUUUUGUAACUUGUGGAAAGAUUUGCCUCAAACAAAAUUGAAUUUAAGAAAAUUAUUUCAAAGUUCUUAUGUUAAGAUAAAUAAAUUAUUUUUUGAGUAAAAGCUUCAUAAUCUUGGUGUAUUAUUUAAAAACCCUUUAGCGUGUUCUUGCUGUAAAUGCAAAUAGUUGUGUAAAUUGAACUGAUGCAAUUCACAUUUGUCAUUAGGAUGAAUUAAUUCUUAGUUUGCAUUGUGAAUAUUACAUAUAUUGGGAUGUGAAUUGUAAAGACCUACUGCAAGCAUUGGAUAUAUCUGGAACACAAGCAGCAGGAAUUGAGAUGCCAUAUGAACAUGUCUUAGUUCACACAUGAACAGUAGAGUAGCAAUUACUUCAUUUUUACAUGGUCUAUUAUGUUAGUAAAUCAAAAGUGGAUAAAUUUUCUUUUAUUACGAAUUCUUUUCAUUGCUGCAUACUAAAAUUUGAACAUGACCAUUUCAAAGAUUGAAGAAUAUUAAAUGUGUGCCGAGUAAAUAUUAAUGGGGAACUCCAUUUAAAAUCAUCAGAACUAUUCAAAAUUGAACAACAAAUACAUUUACUAAAGAAUAUCAUUUUUAAUAAAAUCUGUUAUUGCGAAGUAAAUUCCACCACCGGCUCUUUAUCAAUGCUGUGGUUUUCUUAUUCAGCUUCAUGAAUUUACUCUUUCUCCACAACUUUUUUCUUUUGUGAAUCGUAAUUAAUAUCUACGAUUUAAUUUUCUACAGUUUUUAAUAGUUUUCAGUAAUUAAAAGGGAACAGUUUUCUCCAUAUCAAUGGAAAAAUUAAAACCUACCUGGCAUUGUGGCAUUCUCUCCCAUUGUUCAUGGUUCUUCAUUACAGCAUUUCAUGAUUAUUGUAAUGAAGAUAUCUUGCUGCAGCCUGCUGGGCUGAGGAAAUCCACCGGGUUUGAACAGACUCAUCUAUAUCCAUCUGUCAUUGAAUAGUUAAUUUUAAAUUGGUAGUCUCCAAUUAAAUGUUAUAUUUUACAAGCAUUACAAGGACAGUUAAAGUUUAAUGAUUCAUCAAUUUUAUUGCCAAAUAUAAGUGAAUUGCAUGUAUUGUAUUUGCUGAAAACUAAUAUUCAUUCUUUUGCUAAAGAAAACAGUUUUUCAUUUAAUAUUAAUAUAUAUGAAUUCUUAGUCAUUCACACAUACAUGGGUUACUAAUAUAUUUCAAUACAUUUUAAUAAUUAUUAUUAUUAUUACUAUUAUUUUUACUUGUAGUAACAAAGAGUUGCCUCUGUGAAAGUAGAGCCCGAAUAAAGUUUGGUACAAUAAUUUUUAUACUACCUUCUACUGGCAAGUUUUAACUUCGUAAUUAUGAUGCAUUUUCUUAAGAAUUAAUACAUUAUAAAUUAAUUUCAGAUUUCACUAAUUAAAAAUUCAAUACUCUGAUUGGCUCAAAAACUCUUAAGCAAUGAUGUCUGACAAUCUUCCAAUAGCAAAUUGCUAUGGAGAUGAUCAAAGGGUUAAUUACAUCUAAUAUAUGGUGGGAUAUUCCAAUUACUAUUUACAAAAUUGUUAAGAACAAAUGUGAGAGAGAAAAAUGUCCAGAAGGGGGCAUCCCUUUACUUGCCGAAUUACAUUUUCUUCAUAGAAUUCAUUUUAGAUAUUUAUUUUGACAAUUAUAAAUGCUUACAGUUUUAUAUGCGAACUUACCAUUUCUAACUUGACAUGUGCCUUGAUAAAAUCUAAUGGCUAAUGUCAAUACUGGUAAAUAAGUUCAUAAUACCAUACAGUUAGUAUUUCCAAGUCUUUUCCUUAAAAAUCUCUUCAAAAUGAAUACUCAUUUACAAUUACAGAGUUAUGAAUAAACUCUUGGUUCAUUAGCUUGAAAAGGACGCUCAAACCAAGACACUUUUAGUAAAAUAUUUUUAAGCUACAAAUGUUCUUCCGAGCAUUGUUGAACGUUUUUAACUUACGCUGCUGUAAAUAUUGCUCAUGUGGCAAAUAUAUUAUUUUUUAAAUAUGUUUUUGUUUCAAAUUGCUAGUAUGCAAUCUCCAUAUGCAUUUGUUGGCUAUUUAGAAUGUGAUACAGUGCUGAAAUUUAUUCAGCCUUAAAUAUUCACUAUUAAAUGCUGUAUAAAAUGAUGUCCUAAGAUCCUUGUAUGUUCAAAAAUAUAACAAUCAUUAUCUCAGAGAUCAUCUCUUCUCUCGAUCUUCACUAAUUCAACUUCAAAUAUUAGUGUUGCAUCUCCUGGAAUCUUAGGAGGGGCUCCUGUUGAUCCAUACCCUAACUCAGGUGGUAUAACCAAUUUCCGUUUUUCUCCUUCACACAUUCCCAUUAAUCCUUGAUCCCAGCCUUUGAUGACUUGUGCAGACCCCAGUGUAAAUGUAAGGGGUUGUCCUCGCCCAUAGCUGCUAUCAAAUUCAGUGCCAUCUUCCAGAGUACCCUUAUAAUGCAUGUGUAAGAAAUCCCCUUUCUUCGACUUCACCUGACAGUUGUCUACUCUCUUCUUUACGCCAAUUUGAAGCUUUUUCUUCGAACUUUUUUCUUCUUGACCGUGAACUUCAUGUACGAAGGAAAAUGCAAGUAAAAUGAACAUUACAGAAAUGCACGUCCUAGGAGGAACCAUCGUGCCUAGGACUCCGGUUAUAACAACGCGGCGACGCUUCCUCAAUGACGGUCAAUAUUACUCGACGACGUUGAAAACAGAAUUCAAGCACGACUGUUGUCAGAGCUCAUGUCCAGCCUUCGUUCUCUUCCACUCGUCGUUGUUUUUAACAAAAAUAAUGUUACUUUACGGAGUAUUGUUUCACGAAGUUGUUGCGGAAGUAAUGAUCAUCGUGCAGAAUAUGAUAAAACUAUCGCGCAUGUUUUGAGGACGAGUGUGAGUUACACUCAUUGAAGUUGUUAAGUUUCGUGUAGGUUACACGAGAAUGUACAGGGAUUUGCGUAAGUUCUAUAUUGGCUCUAUAUUUGCUGUGGCAGUUGCGAUUGUGGAGUCGUGGAAUUUUCGUGUGGUGCGAGCAGAUUCUGAGAUAAUCCGUGAGAAUAAGGCGACGAGAAUUUCCACAUCAGUUUAUGGAAGUGUCAUUUUAUUUCAUAGCCCUGAAAAGACGUGAUGACAUUUGAUAUUUGGGGUUAUGCAACUAGUUGAAGACGUUCCUCACAAUACUUCAGGCACCUAACCUACAUUCAACAUUCCAUACGGUUCGGAAGUACGGUAUAAGUAAAAGCGGGCCACUUUCCACUUUCUUUUGCCACUGUCUUUUGAAAAGAUGUGUGUGCAAUGAAACAUCUUCGAUUGAAUUACUGAAAACUGUUACAAAUGUUUUUAAGUAUUUUAAGAUGUGGCUGCAUACAGAAACUUCAUUACGUUGUUCAUAACAAAUAAAGUUUUUCAGUGCUUUUUCUUGAAGUGUUAAAAAAUGUUUUCUUUACGUCGGGUUGUGAAGUAUAGUGUAGUGGCUGGAGCUAUUACUGGCACUGCAAUAUCUUUAAGUAAAAACCAAUAUGAUGUGGAUGCUAUUGGAAUUGUGCGAUUGGGUAGAGCAGCAUCAACUGUGUUCAGGAUAGCUUUGGAUUAUAAAAAGGCGUUAUAUGCAAAAAAUAUUGAUCCAGGGUCCCCAGAGUAUAUUACUCUCCGAUCUCAGGUACACAAAGCAGCAGCUGAAAAACUUUUAAAUUUAUGCUGCACCAACAAAGGUGUCUACAUUAAAGUUGGACAACACAUUGGAGCAUUGGAUUACUUAGUUCCCAAGGAAUAUGUUGAUACAAUGAAAGUGUUACACAGUCAUGCACCGUCUUCAAAAUUAGAAGAAAUUUAUAAAGUUCUACGUGAAGAUCUCAAGGAAGAUCCAUUGAAAAUAUUUGCAUCCAUAGAACCAGAACCUAUUGGCACAGCAUCUUUAGCACAGGUACAUAAGGCUCGUUUAAUUGAUGGAACAAUUGUAGCUGUCAAAGUUCAACAUCCAUCUGUUAGGGGCAAUUCAAGAGUAGACAUGAAGACUAUGGAAAUCUUGGUCAGUCUAGUUUCAUGGGCCUUUCCAGAAUUUAAGUUUCAGUGGCUAACAGAGGAAACAAAACGUAACAUUCCUAUCGAAUUGGACUUCACUCAAGAGGGCCAUAAUGCUGAAAAAGUUAAACGUCUUUUUAAGGAUACCUCGUGGCUUAAAGUUCCGGCGAUACACUGGGACCUUACCACACAACGGGUGUUGACAAUGGAAUUUGUGGAAGGUGGUCAAGUCAAUGACUUAGAAUAUAUUCAGUCAAAUAAAAUCAAUCCUUAUGAAGUAUCAAGCAAGCUAGGAAGACUGUAUUCCCAAAUGAUUUUUGUUGAAGGUUUUGUUCAUAGCGAUCCCCAUCCAGGCAAUAUAUUUGUUAGAAAGAAUUCUAAUAAUGAAGUAGAAAUUGUGUUGUUGGAUCAUGGAUUGUAUGCUACAUUAAGUAACGAUGUGCGAUGUGAAUAUUCAAAACUCUGGUUGAGUAUCUUCAACAUGGACAAAAAGGGUAUGCGGCAACAUUGUGAGAAACUGGGAGUAGGUGACUUGUAUGGUCUUUUUGCCUGCAUGGUUACUGGUCGUACUUGGGAUGCUUUAAUGACUGGCAUUGAUAAAACCAAGUUUAGUGUAAAAGAAAAAGCCUUAUUUCAAAAAGAAAUACCUGGACUCUUGCCUCAAAUAUCUGAUGUUUUAGCGAGAGUUAAUCGGCAGAUUCUUCUUAUAUUAAAGACGAAUGAUUUAAUGCGAGGCAUUGAACAUACUUUGAAGACUGAGACUCAGAUGACCUCCUUUCGUGUUAUGUCGCGUUGCUGUAUUGAAUCUGUGUACAAAGAACGUCUGAGAGAGUGCAAAACAUCUCUUUCUCGUUAUCAAACUCUGUUCCAGAAGCACUUGGAACUUUUCAGAUUGAAUGUGUAUUACGUGUUAUUGAAUUUACGAUCAUUGAAUGUAUUAAUAAUAUCAAUGAUAUGUAAAGUAUUUCCUGCCCGACAAUCUUGUAUUGUUGAAAAAUCAGUUAAUUAAACAUCUGUUAUGUAACCAAAAUGUUUUUUAUGAAUUGUGAAUUUUUAUAUGACAUGCGUAUGAACCAAAGUAUUGUUACCAAUGCAAAAAGUGUUAAAUAGAAUCAAUUGUACAGAUUUCUUUCAGAAUUUACAUACUUGUCUGUUGUAACCAUUAUGCUCUCUGCUUGUGGACAUAUGAAAAUAUUUAUGUGCCAUGUUAUUUUAUAAAUUAUUUCAUUCAGUACAAUAUUAAAUUGUAAUUUGAUGAGAGUGAAAAAUAAAGCAAGUAUGGUUGGUUCUGUUUGGGCAUCUACAUAAUAAUAUACAUAUAUUGUUUUUUGUGAAUUUUGACCAUGUUACCCAUAUUUUAUACAGAAUAUUUUUAUGUAGCAUUAAACAUUUGUUACCAGAAACUUUUGUUGUUGUUUUUUC